AGCAACAUUGUUACUUACUGUUGUAUGUUAAUUUCCUGAUUAUGUACUGUACUUGAACUGUUGAAGAGUUUUAUUAUUGUUAUUUUCUAAGGUUAGCUUGUGACUGAAAUUCUCUUUUUUGUCCAAGCUGUUGUGUGAAGAUACCUCAGCUCAUGUAUACUUCUCUGCCCCUUUGGUGUAGUAGUAUAAUUCAGUUAAUUUAUUAUUGUUUUCAGUUAAUUGUGAAAAUAUUUAAAACAACAGAUCUUAAAUACAGUGACUGAAUGUUAUCUCUAGGGGCAAUGUUAAGUAAAUGAUAUUGUAAUCCAAACUUUUUGAUUGAUAACUCAGUGCAAACUAUUGAUAUGCAAAAUAUUGAUAUUUCAAUACAAACUUAUUGAUUGUUAUUUUCAAUGCAAACUUAUUGACUGAUAUUUCAAUCCAAACUCUAUUAUAUAUAACUAUCAAUAUUCUAUGAUAUCUGAUAACCUGUUAACUAAUUCCUCAUGAAAAUACUGGAGAUAAGACUCGUGAGGUCAAUCUCAAGGUCAAACUUCAGUGUUACUGAAACACACAGAGGCAAACUAGGAUCCCUUAUUUCUGUCUUGCAUCAAUUGAGCUCUUAUUACCGUAACACUGCUCACUUAGCCAUUCUGUCGAGUCUACCAAGUUCUUGUCGUCAUUAUCCCAAUGGCAGAGAUUACCCUCUUGACACACUUAUAUCUAUUAUUAAGAAACCAGUGCUGGAAAACAUAACCAUAAGAGAACCAAUGAGGAAAGAGAUGUUUGGUGCCCUUGAAGAAAGACCUAGUGCUGCUGCUUACUGUGUCUCUACCACUGAUCGUAGCAUGACUUCACACCUCAACAAUCCUGAAGGUUGUCUUUUCCAGGGCAAGCGUGAUAGAUAUGGAGGAGUGAUUGUUUCAUCACAACUUGAGAAUAGAGAUGAUGUCAGUUUUGAACCUUCACUUACUGCUUCUCUGGAAGCUUGGACUGCAGAGGGUGUUCGAGGUGUAUGGUUUGAGAUUCACCUUCUCCACACUCACUGGGUGCCUGUCUUAGCUAAGCAUGGGUUUGUCUUCCACCACGGCGAGGACAGUGAGGUGGUGAUGGUGCGGUGGUUGCCUACAGACGCACCCUCCACGCUACCCAGAUAUGCACACACGGUGGUGGGGGUCGGGGCCAUGGUGGUGAGGGAGGACUCGGGUCAGCUGCUUGUCGUCGAGGAUAAGUACUGUCAGCGACCGCACUGGAAGCUCCCUGGUGGCUAUGUCGAGCGAGGAGAAGACCUAAGCGAGGCGGCAGCGCGGGAGGUGUUGGAGGAGACGGGCGUGAGGGCGGAGUUGGUGUCGGUGGUGGCGACGCGCCACAUGCACAAGGCGGCCUUCGGCUGCUGUGACUUGUACUUCGUGGUGCUCAUGCGACCAACCUCCACACACAUCACCAUGUGCACGCAGGAGCUUAAUGACUGCCGCUGGAUGAACAUAUCUGAAUACGCUGAGCAUCCUUUGGUUCACGAAACGAACAGAUUGUUCGUACAGUGCUACCUUCAGAGUAAAGAGUACGGCGCGAGUAUCCGUGCUACGCCUCUCGUGCACAGCGUCACCAACCGCCAGCAGAUCAUUUACUCCAUCGACCACGGCAGUCGCAGCGAAGUGGUCAUGCAGGAAAGCAAGAAGCAAAUGGCAGACGACGGCCGAGAAACUGCGAGAUGCGGCCCCAUGCAGGCUACUUCGUUGUGUAAUGGAGCUAAUAGCAGCAUAAAUGAACUUGAAAUUGAUGAGACCCAAGAUUGAUAGAACCAUUAGCACAAGACAUCGAGUGCAUAUACCGCUGCGCUUGUUUGAAGUCUGCGAAGAAGCAGUUUUUUGCUCAGUGAAACUCCCUUGCAAAAUAACCACUUGCAUGAAAAUAAUGAAACUAAUUUGUAUGCAUGAGCAUACAAUUGAGGAUUAAAAUAGCCGUUUGUUGCUUGCUACAAACUCCUACAUCGCAAAAGACUGACACUUUGACUCACAAAAUCAUUGAAUUUUCAUUGAUUCUAUGUAUUUAAUGACACAGUGAAAACAUUCCGAUCCCAACAUGAUGGUCAAAGUCUGCUCGAUUAACUGAGAUUAAAAAUUCAUUAAUUAGUAAUGAACUUGUUCUAAAACGAUCGUACUUUCAGGUUGUAUGAGCUUUUAGGUUCUUUGGUGAACUCGAGAAGCGCUGUACAGUGUUGGUCUUUUGAGAUGCAUUUGUUGUCUUAAUGCUCUGAAAUUAUCUGUUCACAUUUAUGAAAUUAAUAUAAUUGUUUUAAAGUUUUAAGCGAACUCCGCCCAUUUCACGGUUGGUACUUGCUACCAAUCAACCUGCAAGCUAACUUGGUACCAAUUAAUCUGCCAGCUAAUGCAGCACCAAGUAACCUGCAAGUUAACCCGAUAUCAAUUGAUUUGAAAUUAAAACUGUUGAAUACGCCUAAAUUGGUCGUCCCCGGAUUUUUUUUCUCCCCGGCCGAUCUAUUUAAAGAGCGUUUUAUAACCGUGCACCUUUUUGUUUAGAAAUUGGAGCUUGGGAUGUAGGCUGAUCCAUCGGCCACGGAGACAUUAGUUAUACUUGAUCGUAAGUCUGUGAUCACGUACACGUGUCUCGGGCUACUGACAGCAAGUUGUAGCUACACCGUGCUAGUGGCAGCAAGUUGUAGCUACAUGUCAUCGUGCUAGUGGCAGCAAGUUGUAACUACACGUCAUCGUGCUAGUGGCAGCAAGUUGUAACUACACGUCAUCGUGCUAGUGGCAGCAAGUUGUAGCUACACGUCAUCGUGCUAGUGGCAGCAAGUUGUAACUACACGUCAUCGUGCUAGUGGCAGCAAGUUGUUACUACACGUCAUCGUGCUAGUCGCCGCCUAGUUUUCGACCAGAUCCACAAACGUCUCUAUUUCGGUGCAGCAUUUUAUGUUCUAUCAUGAAGAACUUCAAUCUAAUUUGUGUGGUUUGAUUUUUAUUGCAGAAAUUACAUGACGCCGGAGUGCGACUUAUUUUUUUGUGACGUAGUGACACUAGAAAAUUGCGAGCUCGUUCACUAGAGAACUUGCCCCGCCAUGUGAACUAAAGAGAAUUGUUCAAAACCUUGGUAACUUCUUAAAACCCUGUCUUAAAAUGGAUAACUUGACAAGUAUAAAAUAGUAUAAAUAAUUGUCUGAAAUCUUAUCUAGUUGGUAGAAUUCUCGAAACCUGCAAAUGUUCGCCAUUUUAGUUAUAAGAGCGUAAUUUGGGCACAAAUUUUGAGUAACUAUCUAAUAUAAUUAAAAGAAACGUGUGAAA
Hyalella azteca is the source of this 3281-nucleotide messenger RNA. Its product is annotated as nudix hydrolase 7. The record is from RefSeq and is a predicted model, not a curated record. Lineage: Eukaryota; Metazoa; Arthropoda; Malacostraca; Amphipoda; Hyalellidae. The coding region runs from base 486 to 1775 and encodes 429 amino acids. The transcript is spliced from 7 exons. Gene Ontology annotation, molecular function: ADP-ribose diphosphatase activity; NAD binding; NADH pyrophosphatase activity.